CUUUUUGAAGUGAAAUUCAGAUACUCAGUCUAAGUGAAAUAAACAUGUAUAAAACACAGAUCAGGCCCAGGAGGUUUACACAGACAGCCACUUAGUAUGACGUAGUGAAAGAGGCCUGUACACUGGCUUUUAUCAGAAUGUAAAUGUGGGAGGAGAAAGUGUGAAGGAGGGAGAGAUAGAGAAAAGGAUGAUUCUAAUGAAAGUAAGAGAAGGCUCAGAUAUGAGCAGGAUGCUGAAGGAGAAGGAGUUCUGAUGAAAGGCCUUUGGAAACAAAUGAAAAGACCAAGAUGACUCGAAACCCAUCAGUUCAGCAGGAAUUUCUCCAGCUCUCCCUACAUCAGGUUCAGUCUGAGGAAUCACGGUCAUUGGUCAAGAACAAGUGGCGUGGGCUCCUGUUUUUUCAUUUUUUUCUGGCCGCCUGUAUCAUUGGUACAGUUAUGGGGUUGGGGUAUUACUUCCUACAGGAACACACUCUAACUACUGAAGACCCUCUUCCCUGUCUCUCUCCAGCAUGCAUGAGAAUAGCAGAACACUUCUCUGCAGCCAUGGAUCCUUUUUCCCAACCCUGUGAUUAUACCCUGUUUAGUUGUGAAGCAGAAAUGUCACCCAAGAGCAGAGGGAGACACCGAGGCACAAUCGUCUCCCGUAAUGUCACCAGAAGAGAUGAGAUGAGAAGGAGAAUGGGGAGAGGUAGUGGGAUGAGAACAAACAGAGGGUCAGACACUGAAAGAACGAGAGAUGACAGAUUACCUGACAGACAGACAGCUUUGCUCCAAGCAAUAAAAGAGAUUCUGGAGUCUCCCAAAAGGAAUGCUACCAGUGCUGCACAGAAAGCACAGACGUUCUAUAACACCUGCAUGAGGCCUAACACUACAUUAACUGAGAGCAUAUAUCACGCCCAAACGCUAAUUCAGCAGCUGGGUGGCUGGCCUGUAUCUGGGAGCUGGACUCAGCCUGAGUUGAACUCCACUCUGGCUCUGCUGAUGUCGCAAUACAACACCUUUCCUUUCUUUAAUGUAUAUGUGGGCCCUGACCACAAUGAGAGCCAGAACUACAUCCAGAUUGAUCAGCCAGAUUUUCAGUUCCCUGUUGAGUGGAACAGCCGAACAAACAGAUCCAAAUUCAACUCACAGUCUCUGCGUCCAUUCUUCUCAUCCUGUAAGGAGCUUUUGGCUCUGUUGAAUGUUUCCUUAAUUAGCAGUACUAAGCACUGUGCCUUGUAUAUGUCUCUGAGUUCAACUCUAGUUACAAACACUGCACCUCUUUCCUACCGACUCAGCCAGAAACUCCUGUACCAUCGAAUCACCAUCCAGGAGUUACAGGAGCUGGCCCCCAGUAUUGAUUGGCUCAGCUGUCUCCAGGAUAUCUUUCACCCUGUUCCUGUCAGCAAGUCAGAUGUUGUGUUAUUGCAUAAUCAACCCUAUAUCAUCUACAUGUCACAGACAAUUAGCAACUGGAGGCAUACACAUGAGAUGAUGGACAGUUAUCCUGUCCAUACUUAUAUGAUCAUGAAUCUUCUGCAAAUACUCAUGCCUGCUCUGCACACCAGAUUCAUGCAGACCAUGAAAAAGUUCUCUAUAGCAAUUGACAAUGAAAAUGAGGUUGUGCCACACUGGAGACACUGUGUACUGCAGACCGUGAAAGGUUUUGACACUUUGAUCAGUCAUUUGAUCAAAGACCAUUAUGCUGGUGAAGAGGCUGGAACGCUGAUAAGUGAUAUUUACGACUCCUUCAAGACCAAAAUAUCCACCCUAAACUGGCAGAAUGAGGACACACAGGAUUUAGUUUUGAAUAAGAUUAAGUCUCUCACACCAAAACUCUCCACUAACAAUGAAUUCUUCAAUCUGCUGAAACCUGAUGAGUAUUUUGGAGAGGUGAUUAUGAGUGAGAAGGUCUAUUUCUCCAACUACCUGCAGAUGCUUCUUCUUCAGCAGAGGAUGAGGAGCAGACUGCUCUCUCACACUCCACAGCCUGAUGUUUUGUUCGUCCAUCCAUUUGUCUCUGGUAAUGUCAUCAUCAUCCCAGUUGGAUUGUUUGUGUUACCACAGUUUCAUUCCUCCUAUCCCAGAGCUGUCAACUAUGGGAUGUUAGGAACCUUAAUCGCAAAAGACCUCCUGCAUGUGCUGUUACCAGAUAUCCUAUCUCAGUCAAAGAGUGCUGUGCUGGAGAGUGAGUGUGUGUGGUCACACUAUCUCACAACACAGAAGGGAACUUCCUCUCUCUCUCCAUCCCAGCAGCAGGAGGUGUGGGUGCAAUACUCAGCCCUUCAGGUGGCUCUACUGGUAGGCUUCUGGAGACCAUACCCCUACCAGGUCAUACCAAUUAAAACCACAAUAAUGCAUUGGCCUGCCUGCUUCAGCCAAAUGUUAACUCAUAUGUUGCAAUUCUUUCUUCACAGGCAAGCUGUGACUCUGAGCUAUAUAGUGCACUCAUGCCAUUUGAACCCUCCUUCCUGGUGACUUUACUGUGUGUCAACUCUCUGCACUGUCCCAAACCAAUGACCUGUGUGGAUAACAGAUCACAAGGACAUCUUCUUGAACUGUGCUAGAAGUAUGGUUCUGCUGAGGAACAUUAUUCAUAGCUGGGCAAUAAGGUGGACACUAAAACAAUAUGAUGCUGCUCAGAAAUUGGAUGGAUACAAAGAGCAUCAGUGGAGACCAUGACAGUUACACCAAACCCAUAAAUGCAUUAUAAUAUUUCA
Messenger RNA from Pangasianodon hypophthalmus (striped catfish), 2701 nucleotides. RefSeq names its product Kell metallo-endopeptidase (Kell blood group) (gene kel). Gene Ontology annotation, cellular component: plasma membrane. Bases 288 to 2459 code for a protein of 723 amino acids. Gene Ontology annotation, biological process: protein processing. The transcript is spliced from 17 exons. Lineage: Eukaryota; Metazoa; Chordata; Actinopteri; Siluriformes; Pangasiidae. Gene Ontology annotation, molecular function: metalloendopeptidase activity. The record is from RefSeq and is a predicted model, not a curated record.